Messenger RNA from Talpa occidentalis (Iberian mole), 2940 nucleotides. It is a transcript of the gene TVP23C, whose product is annotated as trans-golgi network vesicle protein 23 homolog C. Lineage: Eukaryota; Metazoa; Chordata; Mammalia; Eulipotyphla; Talpidae. The transcript has 7 exons. The record is from RefSeq and is a predicted model, not a curated record. Gene Ontology annotation, biological process: vesicle-mediated transport; protein secretion. Gene Ontology annotation, cellular component: Golgi membrane. The coding region runs from base 144 to 761 and encodes 205 amino acids.
UCACGUAAGCGGAAGUGGGGACUGGCUCGGGCUGGUACCUUGAUUCCUCUUUGGCGGGUGGUGAUCUGGCUGUCUCAGUUCCAGUGCCCGCCCGGCUGCCCAGCUGACGUGGCUCCCGGAAGUGGGACUGGCGCCGCGACGCCAUGUUGCAGCAGGACAGUAAUGAUGACACUGAAGAUGUUUCGCUCUUUGAUGCGGAAGAGGAGACAACCACCAGACCAAAAAAGUCCAAAAUCAGACACCCAGUGGCAUCAUUUUUCCAUUUAUUCUUUCGCAUCAGUGCAAUUGUAGUCUAUCUUCUCUGUGAAUUGGUCAGCAGCAGCUUUAUUGCCUGUAUGGUGACAAUUAUCUUGUUGUUAUCAUGUGACUUUUGGGCAGUCAAGAAUGUCACAGGGAGACUUAUGGUUGGCCUGCGCUGGUGGAAUCAUAUUGAUGAAGAUGGAAAAAGCCAUUGGGUGUUUGAAUCCAGAAAGGAAUCCUCUCAACAGAAUAAAACUAUUUCAGAGGCAGAGUCAAGAAUCUUUUGGUUAGGACUUGUUGCCUGUCCAGUGCUGUGGGUGAUAUUUGCCUUUAGUGCUCUCUUCUCCUUCAGAGUGAAGUGGCUGGCAGUGGUUAUCAUGGGUGUGGUGCUACAAGGUGCCAACCUCUAUGGCUACAUCAGGUGCAAAGUGGGCAGCAGAAAGAAUUUAACCAGCAUGGCUACAUCUUAUCUUGGAAAGCAGUUUUUAAGACAAAACACUGGAGACAACCAGACUUCCUGAAGAAAGAGAAAGUUUGUAUGUUCUAUUUCAUUGGGAAACAACUGAAGAAAUAUUGACUCUGAAAUUUCUAGAGCUCAGUACAUGUUGCAAAGAGGGGGUUCUUUUCCAUUCGAAAGUUUACUUAUAAAGGAAAAGUAGUUUUCAUAUUAUGUUUUUAUUUUCUUUCUAGCAUUUGGGGCUCAAAAGCAUGGUGUGGCUAGAAACAUUGUCAAAAUUUGGUUCAUGGUGUUACAUGUGUAUGCAUGUAGUCAUGCAAUCCAUAUGUCCCAAGUGAGUGAAAGGGCUGGCGUUCAUGUACAUAUGUAAUGGAGACAUUUGCAUUUUCACCCCUAGAAUUUAGGAGGAUGUUCCUAGUCUGUCUGUUUAGUAUUCAUGUAGAUUAUUUUCAGAAGCAGGUUUGGCUUCUAUGAUAAGAGUGAGCACUUUGACUUAUGCAUAAGUUAGAAAUAAUUGUUAAUUUUACAACUUAAUAUAUAUUUCAUGAUGAAACUUCUUAUCCCAAACAUUCAUAGACAGGUAGAAACCGAUUUUUUGUUUAUUUGUAACUAGUCAUGUACAUGAGGCCCAACUAAUAUAUACAGAAUUUUCAUAGUUUAUGUUUAAGAGAUUUGUAGAGAUUGAUGCUGUUCUGUGUAUUUUGGGGAAAGGAAGCUAGGUUUUACUUUGGAACUUCAUGGAACUUCAUCAUUGAUUGUUGGUGUAAUGCAGUCUUUUACCACUAACAGAGUAUUAUUCUUGUAGUGAGAAUAAUAAUUUAUGUAUUUGGCAUAAUAAAUGCCUGAAAGAUAUUUUAUUUUGUGAAUCUAUUUUUUUUUUCUGACUCUAAUGGGGAUAUUGUAAAUCAUGCAUUUGUAGUAAUGUCAUUCUUUAAAAAGAAGCAAUAUAUGUAAUAAUCUGAAACAAUUUAGGCAUCUGUAAAUUCUGUUGUAGGUACCAUAAACUUUGUUAGUCUUCUAAUCAACAGAUUAUUUUGUGAAUGUAUUUAUACAUUGUUAAAUUUUUAAAGAUGUUUAAUUGAAUAAGUAUCUUUUGAGGGAUAGCUCUGAAGGUGCAUAACUUUAUAUUUGUAUAAAACUCUACUGUUUACAAACCACUUUGACAUGUGUAAUCUCAUUUAAUCCUCACGGCAAUGUGCGGUAACUAUAGAUGAUGAAACUGAACUUCAGGUUAUUGAGUGACUUAUUGGAGGGAACAGAUUACAGGAAGACUGAUCAGCUAUACUUUGGUUUUUAGAAGAAAUAUUGUCUUUAAAUGUCUUUUCUUUCUUUAGGGAUCAUUAACUUAUUAAGUGCUUGGUUGCCAUUUAACUUAAUACCCAUCCGGUGAAGAAAGUUGAUCCAGCAUAAAUACGUAUUUUUAUUUUAUCUGAAAGCUCUAACCUAAAUCUUUAGAGACAAGAGUCUAACAGAGGACACACUGGUGGUGUUCUUGACGUAACUAUUCUGUUACUUAAACCUGCAAUCGUAAGCCAAGUAUGCAUUGAAUUUUGCAUGUGCCAGAAUUGAAAUAUGCACGUGCCACAAUCUACCACUUUCUCCCCAAUAUCCAUUUUCCUUAUUACCAGUUUCUUAUUUACUAGUUGGGACGUAGCAACAAAGACAACUUUUUCGAGAUUUUCUUGCAUCCUGAUUCUGGCCAAUGGAUGCACCUCCAGGAAUUUUUCUUAAAAGGGAGGGCCAUCCCAAUCCUGUCCCUUUUACUUCCCUGCUCGCUGAAAUGUAAACGUAAUACUUGGAACUUGAGCAGUCAUGUUGGACUCUGGAGUGGGAGUCUUGUUUUGUGAAAACACUUCAGAAAUGUAGAAAUCAUCUGAGUUCUCUCUAGUGGAGAUAUCUGAAUUUUUCAAGUGAGGGAGAUACUUUUGUUUAUCACUAUGGUAUAUUUUUAGCAUCUCAUAAUUGUUUGCAUUAUUUGAAAUGGAAUAAUUCAGUAAAUAUAGAUUUCCCUUUUCUCUGUGAUAAUAACUUACUAUUAUUGAUGCUAAUGAGUCUAGUUAUUCUAAAUCUUGUUGCUGCAUAAAAAUUUACCCCAAAACUUAGAAGUGUAAAACAAGUCAUUUUAUUGUACUUACACAUGCUAGGGGGCAGGAAUUUAGAUGGAACCCAGUGCAGAUGGCUUUUCUCUGCUACACGUUUUUGGAGCUCAGCUGAGAAGAUCUUAUAGGCCAGACUUCAUAAUC